This is a messenger RNA of Chelonoidis abingdonii (Abingdon island giant tortoise), 1883 nucleotides long. The record is from RefSeq and is a predicted model, not a curated record. Lineage: Eukaryota; Metazoa; Chordata; Testudines; Testudinidae.
GGGGACAGGACCCGGGGCCUCUCCCCUCCAUGGGGUGCCGGUUCCCAGCCAAUCCCAGGGCAAGGACUGGUGCAGGGGGUGGGGGAUAGGAGCCAGGGCCCCUCCCCUCUAUGGGGUGCCGGUUCCCAGCCGACCCCAGGGCAAGGACCGGUGCAGGGGGGGACAGGACCCAGGGCCUCUCCCCUCUAUGGGGUGCCGGUUCCCAGCCGACUCCAGGGCAAGGACCAGUGCAGGGGGUGGGGGAUAGGACCCAGGCCUCUUCCCUCUAUGGGGUGCUGGUUCCCAGCCGACCCCAGGGCAAGGACCGGUGCAGGGGGCGGGGGACAGGACCCGGGGCCCCUCCCCUCUAUGGGGUGCGGUUCCCAGCCGACCCCAGGGCAAGGACCGGUGCAGGGGGCGGGGGACAGGACCCGGGGCCCCUCCCCUCUAUGGGGCGCCGGUUCCCAGCCGACCCCAGGGCAAGGAGUGGUACAGGGGGCGGGGGACAGGACCCGGGGCCCCUCCCCUCUAUGGGGUGCGGUUCCCAGCCGACCCCAGGGCAAGGACCGGUGCAGGGGGCGGGGGACAGGACCCGGGGCCCCUCCCCUCUAUGGGGCGCCGGUUCCCAGCCGACCCCAGGGCAAGGAGUGGUACAGGGGGCGGGGGACAGGACCCGGGGCCCCUCCCCUCUAUGGGGUGCGGUUCCCAGCCGACCCCAGGGCAAGGACCGGUGCAGGGGGCGGGGGACAGGACCCGGGGCCCCUCCCCUCUAUGGGGCGCCGGUUCCCAGCCGACCCCAGGGCAAGGAGUGGUACAGGGGGCGGGGGACAGGACCCGGGGCCCCUCCCCUCUAUGGGGUGCGGUUCCCAGCCGACCCCAGGGCAAGGACCGGUGCAGGGGGCGGGGGACAGGACCCGGGGCCCCUCCCCUCUAUGGGGCGCCGGUUCCCAGCCGACCCCAGGGCAAGGAGUGGUACAGGGGGCGGGGGACAGGACCCGGGGCCCCUCCCCUCUAUGGGGUGCGGUUCCCAGCCGACCCCAGGGCAAGGACCGGUGCAGGGGGCGGGGGACAGGACCCGGGGCCCCUCCCGUCUAUGGGGUGCUAGUUCCCAGCCGACCCCAGGGCAAGGACCGGUGCAGGGGGCGGGGGACAGGACCCAGGGCCCCUCCCCUCUAUGGGGCACAAGUCCCAGAUGGCCCUAGGGCCCCCCCGGUGGUGGUGGGGCUGGGCCACGAGACAACGUUUCCCAGGAAUCUUUAUUACAAUAAUUUAAUAGAAAAGCAAAAACCCCGUUAAAAUAAAUUAUACAAACACGACAACAACAGGAAGUGAGGGGCAGUACCUGGGGGGGAAUGGGGCCCCCGCCUCUCCCCCUUUGCCUUUUCUGUGAGGGGGGUGAGGUUUGGACCAUGCCAAUUUAUUUGAGAGGGGGUUGGAGCAUCCCAUUGUAUUUUUAUGGGGGUGUGAGGUUUGGAACAGCCCAUUUUCUUGGGGCAGGCUGAAGCAUCCCAUUAUAUUUUAUAAGAGAAGGGAAUUGGAACAUCUCAUUUAAUAGGGAGACUGGAACAUCCCAUUUUAUUUUGAGGGGUGGGACUUGGAACACCCCAUUGUAUUAUUUGAGGCAGGUUGGAAUAUCCCAUUGUAGUUUGUAGGGGGAGGAGAUUGGAAAGUACCAAUUUAGAUUGGGUGAUUGAGUAAAAUUUUAUUGGGGGGAAUUGGUACCUCCCAUUUUAUUGGGAGGCUGGAAGGGGAGUAGAGCAUUCCACUGUAUUUGGCCAGGGAAGAGAAGAGUGGUGCGUUCCAUUGUAUUUUGUGGGGAAGCAUAGUGGGCCCAGUAGGUUGGCAUGUACCAUGUGUUUUAACCGAUGCUGGUAAGAAACAUCAACAUCGUGUAUUUUGGGGGG